CCUGGCUGUCACGUGUCAUGUCUGUCAGAUCGAAUAUUGCAUUUGGCUUGUGUUAGGGUAUUUACGAAAUAAAAAUACUUAAGUUGUACCUAUUCUAACUAGAAGUUUUUAUCUAGAAAGUGCUUGCAAUCAUGAUAGAAGAAGACAAUAAAACUGUGUGGUGUGGAAAUUUACCAGAACAAGUCACGGAAGAAAUACUAUACGAAUUAUUCUUACAGGCAGGACCCCUAGAAAAGGUUAGAAUACCGCGAGAUCGAGAUGGUCGACAAAAGAAUUUUGCAUUCAUCACAUAUUGUCAUGAAGUUUCCGUGCCUUACGCAUUGAACUUGUUCAGAGGGACUUCUUUAUUUCAUCGGACACUUACGCUGCAGAGUCGAGGGCGGAUGGUAACAUUGCCACCGCCUAUAAGAUGCUAUGGAUUGGAACCACCUUUAGAAUUUCCUCAACAGAGCAAUAUUGCCCAACAAUUUGUUGAAAUGGCAGAUCAUUUGAAAGAAGAAGAUUUCAAGUUGCCUAAUCGCCAAGCAAAUGACUCUACUGAUAGAUUGGUUGUUGCUAGUUUACAGGGUAACUGGUCCCAUCGCCACCAUCCCUACAGGUCCAAAGACAUUUCACUUAGAGAUGAUUACAGACCAAGCAGAAAGCAAGACAGUAAAGGCAAAUAUUCAUCAAACUGGAGAGACAGGAGGAAUAAGAAAAACAGCUACCACAGAUAAUAUUUUCAUUUGGGCAAAUUCAAUUGUACAUAUUUUUUUAAUUACCUUUUGUCUUUUUAAAGAUGUUUAUGGUAGGUAUAAUACAAUGUAAUAUUUCAAGCAGUUUGAAAUGACAAUUUAAUUGAUGUCACUUUGUUAAUUAUUUUGAUAAUGAUUACAUUUCCAAAUCCCAUUCACUAUUCCCAAACUGCCUUUAUUUUAAAAAGCUAACAUCUCAAGCAAACAUGUUCAUGUCAGAGCAGAAAAGUAAGUAAAAUCAACAAUGGAUUGAAUUGAUAAACACGUUAAACUGGGGAUUAUAAUGAACAUGUUGUGUAAGGUGUCAGCUCUACUAUAAUAGCUUUACAACUAUCAUUAUAAUUAACAAUGAAAUUUUGAUACUUAGGAAUCUUGAUUCUUUCAGCUUUAUCCGAAGUGCUUCCAUAAAUUCGGAUAUGGACAUAGAGACGUUGCUUGUCUCAAGUUAUAAUAAUAUUAUCUUAGUCAAUAAAAAAGUUUUCUUUAAAAACUUAUCUUGUUUAUUGUUUUAUAUUUCUUAGCUAAUAGGACUGACCAAUAUGCUGUAUAAAAUAUUGUUACAUCUGCAGUUCUGUGCAAAAAAGUGUCUAAUUUUAUACACAUUAAAAUAUAUUAUUAAUUAUACACAUUAAUAUAUUUCUGAUCAAUUGAUACAAAAUUGAUAUUUGUAUUUUUUGGCUAGCAGGAACACUGACACCCUUUUUUGUAAAAUAAGACGGCAAAAUUGUAAGGAACUGAUUUAUAACAAGGAUCUAUAGAUUUGUAGAGUUUUCAAAUAAAAGUGUUAAUAUCGCUA
Molecule: messenger RNA, 1530 nt
Organism: Spodoptera frugiperda (fall armyworm)
Lineage: Eukaryota; Metazoa; Arthropoda; Insecta; Lepidoptera; Noctuidae
Exons: 2
Coding region: 132-716 (194 amino acids)
Biological process (GO): regulation of alternative mRNA splicing, via spliceosome
Cellular component (GO): nucleus
Molecular function (GO): single-stranded RNA binding
Source: RefSeq, a predicted model, not a curated record